Molecule: messenger RNA, 387 nt
Organism: Naegleria lovaniensis
Lineage: Eukaryota; Heterolobosea; Eutetramitea; Acrasida; Naegleriidae
Exons: 3
Coding region: 1-387 (128 amino acids)
Molecular function (GO): peptidyl-prolyl cis-trans isomerase activity
Source: RefSeq, a predicted model, not a curated record
AUGUUAGUCGAUGAUUUCACGAGUACACCUCUCACGACCACCCAAAUUCAUGUGCUACGAGAGGGCAAUGGAAGAGUUCCAAAAAAAGGGGAUUAUGUAACUAUACAUUACAAAUCUAGAGUGGAACAUCAAAUGCAUGAUUUUGAUGAUACAUGGCUCAUCAAGAAGCCCUAUACGUUUAAAGUGGGUGAGAGAAAAGUCAUUGAUGGAUGGGAUAUUGCAUUUCUUUCGGGUCAUCUCCGGGAAGGAACGAAGGCAGAUCUCUACAUACCAUAUGCAGAAGCUUAUUAUGAAAAGGGAGCUCCACCCUAUGUACCAGCCAAAACAAAUCUUAAAUAUCAUAUUGAAGUUUUGCAAGUGAGUGACCACAGGUGUGUCAUUCUUUAA